AUGGCAAUAGAAGAAAAAUGGUGGCCAUGGAAGCCAUCACUAUUUACACAAUAUCGCAUCCGUAUUACAAAUGAAUUACGUCUUGCUCAACGUCAUGAACAUUGUAAAGAAUUACGUCGUCAAAUAGAUCUUGUUGAACAAGAUAUUAUUGAAAUAUUUAAACAAAUGACACCUAUUAAUUUUACACAAAUAGAUCAAAAAUUAAAUUCAUGUAUUGCCUUAUGUCAAACUGAACAAAAACAUAUAUUUAAAGAAUAUUAUCGUAUAAAAAAACAAUUAAUUCAUCUUACACCAAAAAUUCUUAUUGGUAAUGCUUAUUUACAUGCUCGUUCUAAUGAACUUUCAAUAAAAACACAACUUAUAAAUAAUGGAAAAAAACGAAAACGUUUAAAAUUAACUAUUGAACAACAAUGGAGAAAAGGUAUUGGUGAUGCAUAUCGAAAAUUACAAAUUCAACGUGAUAAAGAAGAUCUAUUUAAAUAUAAUCAAACUGUAAAUAUUUCAAUACCAAACGAACCAUUACCUAUCAUUCAUGAUGAACAACCGAUUAUUAUUGAUGAAAUCAAAGAACAUGAAUUUAUACCACCUUUACCACCGACCUUAAUUGAUGAAAUAAUCAUUCCAUUUCAAACACCACCACCACCACCACCGAAUUCAUGUCGAUUAACACCAUCGGAUCCAUUUCAAUUAGCUGUUGAUGAUACGAUUGUAAAGCCACAUCGUCUUGUUAAUAAAACAUUAGGAAAUAUGAGCCAUAUGUCAUUUCAUAUUGAUCCUGAUCAAUGUUCAUCACCGAAACCAGAAGAUAAAAAAAAGAAAACUAAAUUAAAAAAAUUAAUAUUACCACCACCAUUACCUCCGCCACCUUUAUUUAGUUCGACAGCUAUUUUUGAUACACAUGCUUUUUUUACACAAACAAAUACGAAAACAAAAAAGCAAAAGAAAAAAAUUGAUAUUGCACGUCAACCUAUUAUAAUGACAAUUAAUGAUACACAAAAGAAAAAAAUUCGAACAAAAAAAUCUUCUCCUUAUGAUUUUCAAGAUGAUAAUACUAACAUAUCAUCACGGUCGAAAGGUGCAAAAUUAUUAACCGAUGAUAUAAUAACAGCUCGUUUUGCUAAAAAUAGUCAUUAUCAAAGUCAUCAAACAUCGAUGGCAAGUACAAAAUCAUCAAAAUCUCAACAUAAAUCAAAUGAACGAGAACAUAAACAAAAAAAAAAGAAGAAUAUAUUAGGUAUUGGUACAUCUAGUCCAUCAAUAUCAUCAACAAAUUUAACAUUAUCACCCGGUCGAUUAUCAACAGAUGAUAAAGAUGAUGAUUAUGAAAUAAAAUCAUCAUUAUCAAGACGUCAUAAUCGAACAAAAUCAACAAAUAAAAGUAAACGAACACGUGUAAAAUAA
Messenger RNA from Rotaria sordida, 1401 nucleotides. Lineage: Eukaryota; Metazoa; Rotifera; Eurotatoria; Philodinida; Philodinidae. The record is from the annotation of a GenBank genome assembly.